CAUUCUAAAUGUAUACUAUCAUUUUACUAAAUCUCAUCCCAAUCUCAGAUUUCAAUCCUGUGCUUUUCACUUGUGAGACAAUGGUUGACCUCACUCAAAAUUUGUUAGCGAAUUCAAAAAUAGGUUGAUCAAAUCUGGCAACAUCUGUACCACAUGGAAAGCAUGGUUUGAUUUUGUUUACAAAUUGGUGUGAAUCGGGAAAAUUUUCCGGUUUUUUUUACAAGUACAAUAACGACAAAAGUCCCUUUUAAACAUGUUUGAUAUAAGAUUAAUUAGGGAAAUUGAGGAAGAAGAAUCUUCUGCUACCGAAAAUCCUUUGCUUGUUACGCCUGGUUGUAUUGUAUCAUCAGAUCCUGGAUUUAUGAGAGGUCAUGGAACCUGGAUUGAUGAAAAUGAAAAAAUAUGUGCUACUGUUGCUGGAACUGUUGAGAGAAUAAACAAGCUGUAUUCUGUAAGGCCACAAAGAUCACGUUAUAAUGGUGAAGUUGGUGACGUAGUUGUUGGAAGAAUAGUAGAGGUGCAGCAUAAAAGAUGGUUAGUUGAUAUAAAUGCUCGCUUGAAUGCUAUUUUAUUACUAUCUUCUGUUAAUCUGCCUGGUGGUGAAUUGAGAAGAAAAACAGAAGAAGACGAAUUAAUGAUGAGGCAUCACUUAGAAAUUGGAGAUCUGAUUAGUGCAGAAGUACAAUCAGUAUUUUCUGAUGGUGCAUUGUCACUACAUACAAGAAGUUUAAAGUAUGGAAAACUUUCACAAGGGCAGUUGGUGAAAGUGUCACCUUCUUUGGUUCAGCGAACCAAAACUCAUUUUCAUAAUAUUGUGAGUGGUGUGCAGUUAAUUUUAAGUAAUAAUGGUUAUAUUUGGAUUGCUCCAACAUCAGGAGAAGAUGUUGAAACUGGUGGCUAUGUACAAAAUUUAGAAUACAUUUCCAAAUCAGAUCGGGAAAAUAUUGCAAGAUUGAGAAACUGCAUUCUAGCUUUAACUGCCCAUAAUAAGCUAUUAUCUGAUACAAUAGUCCUUUAUGCAUAUCAAGAGUCUAUGAAUUAUGAACCAAAACAGCUUCUGAAACCUGAGAUCAUGAAAGAAGUUGUUGAUGCUGUGUUGCAAAGAAUAGAAUUAGAAGGUCAAUAAAUUGUAUAUUACAAUUUGUUUGUCUUUAGGCAUUUUGUACUACUGUAUAUAAUUUAUAAAAAAAUUUUAUAAUGUU
Molecule: messenger RNA, 1202 nt
Organism: Argiope bruennichi
Lineage: Eukaryota; Metazoa; Arthropoda; Arachnida; Araneae; Araneidae
Gene: Rrp4
Product: exosome complex component RRP4-like
Exons: 8
Coding region: 254-1126 (290 amino acids)
Biological process (GO): exonucleolytic trimming to generate mature 3'-end of 5.8S rRNA from tricistronic rRNA transcript (SSU-rRNA, 5.8S rRNA, LSU-rRNA); CUT catabolic process; nuclear polyadenylation-dependent rRNA catabolic process
Cellular component (GO): cytoplasmic exosome (RNase complex); nuclear exosome (RNase complex)
Molecular function (GO): RNA binding
Source: RefSeq, a predicted model, not a curated record